CAACAAACCGUCACGUCCUUUUCGCCAUAUAACAACCCCUUACCCGCUCCCGUCAAAGUCUUUCCCCCCAAUAACUUUCAUCCCAUCUUCUCUCGUCUCAUCCCAACUCAAAAAUGAAGAUCCACCUCCCAACGGCUAUUCUCGCAUGCCUCCCUUUCUCAACUGCGUGGGGGUCUUUGGGCCAUACAACUGUAGCAUAUAUAGCCUCGAACUUCGUCUCACCACCAACCACUCUACUGUUCCAAUCCAUUCUUUACAAUGAUACUGAACAUUAUCUCGCCAAUAUCGCAACGUGGGCUGAUAGUUUUCGAUAUACGGCAGCGGGGAGAUUUAGCGGACCGUUGCAUUUUAUUGAUGCGAAUGAUGAACCGCCAUUAUACUGCGGUAUAAAGAUGGAGAGAGAUUGUGCUACUGAGGGAUGUAUUAUUGGAGCUGUGGCGAAUUAUGUAAGCUCUUCUUAGGAUUUAAAAGGGGCGAAGGGGUUUGGUAAUGGAAAGGUUGUGCUGACCAUAAUUUAGACGAGACAGUUACUUGACCCGAGUACGCCUACUGGAAUGCGCAAUAUGGCUGCAAAGGUAUGUGUAUAUAUGGUAUCCCCUAAUUCUAUGAAGCAUGCUAACGAAACUAGUUUAUUGUUCACGUGAGUUUCUCAAAAACUUUAUCCAAUUGUACUGUACCUAUCCACCCACUCAUAUAGACAGUUGUAUAUGCUUCUUCUAUAAUGGCCAUUUGGCUGAGACACAAGUGUUGUACUAAUUACGUUAAAUUUAUCCAUCACAAAUUACCCUCCCUUCCACAUUUCAAUAGAGGCAUUUCACGCCUAUUUGUACUUUGCAUGUCUUCUAUGAUGUGAAAACAUGACUUACACCGACAGUUUCUCGGCGAUAUUCACGAACCACUGCACACUGAGGCGCUCCUACGAGGUGGUAACUCCAUCCCCGUGCUCUUUGCAACCCACCUCACCAAUCUUCAUCAUGUAUGGGAUACCUCCAUCCCCGAAACUCACAUUGGUGGCUACGGUCUCGCCUUCGCUCAAGCCUGGGCCACAAAUCUUACAGACUUCAUCCAAAACGGAAUCUACAAGUCACAAGCUGAGAACGAAUGGCUCAAAGGAAUGUCUCUCGAAGACCCAGAAAGUAGUGCGUUGAUUUGGGCUGGAGAGUCUAAUGCCUAUGUGUGUUCGACCGUAUUGCCGGAGGGAAGAGAAGGCGUGGAGAAUAUGGAGUUGAGUGGUGAGUAUUUUGAGGCUGCUGUUCCAGUUGUGGAGACUUUGGUUGCCAGAGCUGGGUAUAGGUGAGAAUCCCCGCCGUGUUGUCUAGAAAAGUUUGACUGAUCCAGUAUAGGCUUGAAAAGUGGUUGGAUUUGAUUGCUGUGAGGGCUGCCAGGACGGAAUUGUAAAUCAGUAUGCAAUAGAGGUUAGAACGAAUCCUUUAGCCAAUGCAUUUUAUAUCUGGUCUGGAAGGGAU
This is a messenger RNA of Hymenoscyphus albidus, 1466 nucleotides long. The record is from the annotation of a GenBank genome assembly. Lineage: Eukaryota; Fungi; Ascomycota; Leotiomycetes; Helotiales; Helotiaceae.